Messenger RNA from Callorhinchus milii (elephant shark), 4586 nucleotides. RefSeq names its product FA complementation group I (gene fanci). Lineage: Eukaryota; Metazoa; Chordata; Chondrichthyes; Chimaeriformes; Callorhinchidae. Bases 140 to 4204 code for a protein of 1354 amino acids. Gene Ontology annotation, molecular function: DNA polymerase binding. The record is from RefSeq and is a predicted model, not a curated record. Gene Ontology annotation, biological process: DNA repair. The transcript is spliced from 37 exons.
GGGAGGGGAGGGGGGGGACGUGUCGGUGUCGGUGCCCCACACAGACGCAGUGGCCUCGCGGUCGGUUCCUGGCGCGGGAUCCGGUGCGGCUUCGUGUUGUUCACGUGAGUUUGUUUCCCGCGCGUGUGAGUGUCGGUGUAUGGAGCCGCCGCUCCCGGGCGGCCCGGGCCCGGCCCCGGCACAGGGGGACCGGGAGGUGUUGGCGUGUGUGGGAGCAGAGGAUCGGGAAGGAGUGCGGCGCUGUCUGGAGGGAAUGGGAGAGAGAGAGCUCGCGGCCCUGAUCACACGCCAGGCCUUGAGAGGGAGCAACACCGGGACCGUGGUCAGAGCCAUCCUCAGAGCUUCCCCGGGCGGGCGGGAGGACGGCACGUGUCAGCGGCUGCUCGUGUACCGGCACUGUGUGCAGCUGCUGGAGUCGGGGGACCUGCAGGCGGAGGUGGCGGCUGAUGUUACUGGGACGCUGAUGCUGGAGGCACACCGGCUGCCGGGAGGCACUCUCGCUGAGCUGGCAGGCUGUUACGUGGAUGCGAUCAAAGGGGGCGGCAUUGCCAAUGGCAAAUCCCUGGAGCUUUUCCCCACCAUCCUGACUGCCCUGGCAUCCGCACAGAGCCUGGCGUACGGCAAAGGGCAGCUGAGCGGCGAGGAAUACAAGAAGCAGCUGAUCAACACACUUUGCUCCAGCAGAUGGGAACCAAAGUGCGUGAUUCACCUGGCGUCAAUGUUCAGGGAUGUACCAGUGAGUGUGGAGGAACUGCAGUUUGUUGUGGAGAAAGUGCUGAGGAUGUUCUCCAGACUGGAGCUGCAAGAGCUACCUCCUCUGGUCUACCAGCUACUGCUCCUCUCGGCCAAGGGCUGUAAGAAGCUGAUUUUGGAAGGAAUUAUAAUUUUCUUCAACAAGCAAGAUCAGCUGCAGAGAGAAGAGCAGAUGGACACUGAGUCUACAGAGCUGGAAGUUGCCACAGUGCCACAGGAGCAGCUGCGACAUGUGGAGGGAACAGUUAUUCUCCACAUUGUGUUUGCUAUCAAACUAGACCAUGACCUGGGCCGUGAACUCAUCAAAUGUCUGAAGGCUGGUCAGCAAGGAGAUAGCAGCCGGCUUCUCUGCUCCUUCAACAUGGCGCUGAUCCUCUCUGUGACUCGCAUACACCGGUUUGAGGAUCAGGUGUUUGACUUACUAAAAGCAACCAUCAUAAAGAGCCUGAAGGACAGCCAGUUUCAGCAGAAUUCCCGUUUCCUGCAGGAUCUGAUGCCGACACCGAGCAGUGUGUCAGACAUGAUACUGGAGACGGUAGCAAACAGUGUGUUUGGUUGGGACCACGUCACUCAGGCGCUGGUUCAGAUGGGAUUCAUAUUAAUGGACUCUUUUGGGCCGAAGGCGGGUCCAUUUGGGAAAGCUGCCGAGACCAGUACAAAUGGUAUAAGAUCCCCGUCUCAGCAAGCGUGCCGCCUGGGAGCUGCAAUCCUUCUGCAAACGUUCAAGGUGCAUGAACCAAUCCGCAGCGAAAUUCUAGAGCAGGUUCUGAACCGAGUGGUUACUAGGAGCACCUUACCCAUCAACCACUAUCUAGAUCUGCUGUCGGACAUUGUGGUCUCAGCCCCUCUCAUUCUGUUGGACUCUUCCUCCAAGGUCAUCGAGGCCUUUGACCACCUGUCCUACCUGCCCCUCAGCACGGUGCAGGGGCUGCUGAAGGCCAUACGGCCGCUGCUGAAGGUCAGCAUGUCCAUGAAAGAUUCCUUGAUCCUGGUUCUACGCAAAGCCAUGUUCUCCAGUCACUUGGACUCUCGGAAGUCUGCUGUCGCUGGUUUUCUGCUGUUACUGAAGAACUUUAAGGUGUUGGGAAGUCUGGCCUCCAGCCAGUGCACCCAGUCUGUCACAGCCAGUCAGGUGCAGGUAGAUGUUCACACACGUUACAAUGCGUCUGCGAACGAGGCUCUGUGCCUGGAGAUCCUGGGUAGUCUCCGGCGGUGUCUCAGCCAGCAAGCCGACGUCAGACUCAUGCUAUACCAGGGUCUGUUUGACGUUCUGCGGCGGAACUCUCAGCUGGCAAACACCAUCUUACACACCCUGCUGUCACAGAUGAAGCAGUAUUACGAGCCGGGAGAGGACCUGCUGCCGCCGCUCAAGCUGGAGGCCUGUAUCACAGCCCAGGGUGAUCACAUCCACCUGCAGGAGCCUCUGGCGCAGCUUCUGAGCUGUGUACAGAGCUGUCUGGCCUGGUGUCGGCAGACGCUCCCUCACACCAACGCCCACCACGACGAUGAGGAUGCUGAUGAUGAUGAUGCGGACAGCAGCUUUCAGAACGAGCUGGAGGAGCAGCUGGACUCCAUCACCCUGCGCAUGGUGAAGAGCGAGUUGGAGGACUUUGAGUUGGACAAAUCAGCAGACUUUUCUUCAGGGACCAACGUAGGUGUUAAAAACCACCUUUAUGCUGUGCUGGUGCUGGGAGUGUUGGAGGUCCUAAUGGAGUAUAAUUUCACCAUCGGCGAUUACAGUGUAAACCGCUUCCAGGAUGUUCUCAGCCUUUUCCACCGUCACCACAAGCUGUGGGAGUUAUUGAAGGAGAAAUCUGGCAAAGGCAAACCUGCCUCGAGCUGGAAAUCCCCCCGGAGCCUGCUCACGUUCCACUUCCUCUCCCACUUACUGACCAACCUCUUCAGAGAUAACACUCAGAGCCACGAGGAAAGCCUGUCUGUACUGCGCUCCAGCAAUGAAUUCCAGCGUUACGUGGUCAGCAUGGCUCUGCAGAAAGUGCAGCAGGUGGAGGAGAGUGGGCAGGCGGACGGACCUGACGGACAAUCACCUGAGAAAGUUUUUAAAUAUCUCUGUGACAUGACCCGAGUCCUGCUCUGGAGAUACACCUCAAUCCCCUCCGCGGUGGAAGAAUCCGUAAAGAAAGAGAAAGGGAAGACGAUCUCGCUGCUGUGUUUGGAGGGGUUACUGCGCAUAUUUAACACUGUGCAGAGCAGAUACCAGGACAAGAUGGAGCAAUUCCUCAGCGCAAUUGACGUGAGUGAGGAGGGAGAGGAGCAGGAGAAUGUCAACAUCACCGACAAAACCGCCUUCCACAUCCGGCAGUUCCAGAGGUCACUGGCCACCCAGCUGAGUGGCAGUGAGGAAGAGUUUAACAGUAAGGAAGCACAGCUGUUAGUGAAUAUCUUGUCCACACUCUCGCGACUAUUGGAUCGCGCAUCUCAACAGUUUGCACAGAUGUUAACAUGGACGGAGAAGAUCUGUAAGGAGAGCAGUCUGGAGGAUGUGCAGUUCUGCCGAGGUUUGAUGAACCUGCUGUUCAGCCUGCACACGUUGCACAGGAGCCCGGUGGGGCUGCUGCGGGAGCUGUCUCAGGAUAUCCACAGCCACCUGGGGGACAUUGACCAGGAAGUGGAAAUAGAGAAACACUCCCAUUUUGCCAUUGUGAGUCUCAAGACAGCAGCUCCGACUGUGAUGCUCCUGGUUUUGUCACAAGUGGCUAAGGUUCUGGAGGAGGUUGAGUGGCUGAUUAUCAAACUGAAGGGUCAGCUGGAAGCAGACAGAGGAAUGACAGAGGAGGGCUCUCCGUGCUCAAGUGCCCAGGAGGCUGUGGAGAAAGCCGCCAUUCUGCAGCUGGCUACAGUGUUGACGGCGUUUCAUGAGCUGAUGCAGACGGCCAUCCCGGCCGGCUCCUGUGUGGACGUUCUCCUGAAGGAACUGGCUAAGAUGUACAACAUCCUGACGGCUCUCGUAAAAUAUUAUAUCCAAGGUUACACCGGACACACAGCUCAUCUCUCUCCCAGGUUUGAGAAGCUGGUAAAGCUCUCUGGGUCCCACCUGACCCCACACUGCUACGCCUUUAUAACCUACGUCCAGAAUAUCCAGAGUGAAAUGGGGAGUUUGGGAGCAACUGUGGACAAGAAAAAGGACAAGAAGGAGACAGGAGCCGUUAUUGCAGCUGCCACGGCUAAGGUGUUGCGUGAGACCAAGCCGAUCCCCAAUCUGAUCUUCGCUGUCGAACAGUAUGAGAAGUUCCUCAUUCACCUCUCCAAGAAAUCCAAGGUGAAUCUGAUGCAGUACAUGAAGCUCAGUACAUCCCGGGAUUUCCGCAUUAAUGCGGCCACGCUGGAUGCUGCACUGCAGGACCAGGAAACCCAGGACCAGGAAGAACCAAGUGAUCAGCUGGAGAACCGAGAAAACCAAGAGCCAAAAAAGAAGAGGAAGAGGAGGUGAAACGAGCAGUACCAGACUUUGCUCUGUCCCAGCAAAGGAGCAGCAGAGAUGCGCAGACAAUCUCUCCCCCUACCCCGUGCCAGCGAACCCCAACCCCACAGACCUCCAACCCCCUGCCAGACACUCCCAACACUGAAAAUGUUCCCUCCUCCGGGGCUCCAGACACUCUCACUCACGUUUCCCACUUUGUCUUCAUUUCUUUUUGCUGAGAGAACCACCAGUUUGUUCAAUGGUUUGAUAAAUAUCAAGUGCUUCUCCUGAAACAGAAAAUAUAGAUUGUAUAAUAUGUCCCAGAUUGAAAAAUGCACCACGUCUGUUAAAGUGCUAAAACUUGAGUUGCGUGUUGACAUUUACCAGAAUAAAUUGAAUUCUUGAAUUGGAA